AUGGUUCUGUUUUCAGUUCUCUACUUAGUUCUUUGGCCAGCAAGCUCUUUGGCUGCUCUUCCCCAAGAUUGGCAAGCUUGCAAAGUUGGAUCUAAUGAUUGUAUUUUGAAGUCUGUUAAUGCUGCUCUGCAAUCUUUGAAGAAUGGAAAUAAACAACUAGGAAUUGGACCAAUAGAUCCUCUCAGAAUAAUGUCAAUGAAAAUGGACCAAGGCUCGGGAGCAGUUAGUGUUAAAUUGGAAUUUCAAGACUUGGAUAUCUUUGGUCUAUCUUCCUGCAAUGCGACUGCCAUUAAGAAUAAUAAUUGGAAGACACUUGAAGGACAAGCUAUCUGUAAAACAUUUGAUAUGACGGGGAACUACAAAGCUAAUGGCAAAGUAUUAUCCCUACCGAUAUCAGGAAAUGGAGACUUUGAUCUACACUUUGAUAUGAUGGAAGCCAAUAUAACCAUCCAUUUAAAAGAAAGUUUCAAUAAAGGUAAAAAAUACUUUGAUGUGUCUUCAUUGAACUUAAUCGUGAAUCCAAACAAUGCAACAUUUUAUUUUGAAAAUCUCUUUGAUGGGGACGAAGUAUUGAGUGAAAAUAUGAAUACGUUCUUGAAUGAAAAUUCUGAAAUAAUCAUAAAAGAACUGAAUCCAUCUUUUUCUAAAGGGCUGUCACAAGCGUUAUUUCAAAUAACUAGUCAAAUAUUUUCCAAAAUUCCAUCGAAUGAAAUCAAUAUUCAUUAA
Messenger RNA from Nezara viridula (southern green stink bug), 726 nucleotides. The record is from the annotation of a GenBank genome assembly. Lineage: Eukaryota; Metazoa; Arthropoda; Insecta; Hemiptera; Pentatomidae.